CUUUCUUCCUCCAUUGCCUUCAAAGCUUCACCCUUCCACGUCGGUCGAUGGGCUGGUCAAGAUGCGCAAUACACUGAUCUUCGCAGGCAAUUCCUGCCCAGUCCUCACAGGCCAAAUCUGCGAGAAUCUGGGCAUGCAUCCUGCCAGCGCUGAGCUUACCCAGUUCUCCAAUGGUGAAACGAGCGUCAGAAUUCUGACAAGUGUCCGAGAGAAGGACGUCUUCGUUGUCCAAUCAGGCAGCCCCAGCAUCAAUGACUCCAUCAUGGAGCUUCUCAUCAUGAUCUCGGCCUGCAAAGGCGGUUCUGCUAACAAAGUCACUGCCGUACUUCCUUAUUUUCCCUACAGCCGCCAGUCAAAGAAGAAAUCGCAUAGAGGUGCGAUUACUGCUCGCAUGCUUGCCAACUUGUUGGGUGUUGCUGGCGUUAAGCACGUUAUCACUGUCGACCUUCAUGCCUCGCAGAUGCAGGGCUUCUUCAAGUGUCCCGUUGACAACCUGCACGCAGAGCCUAUCCUCGCGAAGUGGAUCCGCCACAACGUGUCUAACUGGCGCGAAGCGGUCGUGGUCUCCAAGAACGCUGGAGGAACGAAGCGAGUGACAUCGCUUGCGGAUGCUCUCAAGCUUAAUUUCGGGAUUGUUACUACAGACAGGAAGCGUGUGAGUAACAUGACAGCGAGCAUGAUCAUGAGGCACUUCGAUCAUAAUGUCGAGCGUCAACCCACGCCGUUGGAGUCUAACCGACCCAUUCCCUACCGUGGACCCCCGGCUUCCGAACGUGCUGUCGAGUCCGAGGCUACCCCUAAGAGGCAGACACCCCCUCCUCGCUCCACGCGAAUUGUGACGAACUCACAGGGCUCUCCCACACGGGUCAACAGCUCUGCUCGUUCUGUCACUCCCAACGCUGCCGAGGCUGCGGAUCCUAACACUACCCCCCCUGCUGGAUCACCCGAUGGUUCGGCUGAUGGCGACGCGGAUUAUGAUGAUCAUAAAGCGUCUGAGGUUACACAGGGCCGUUUGGUUCAAGGUCGUAUCGUCGAGGAUGACUAUCCGUCUCCUGAUCGAUCUGUUGUCGAUGGCAGUGUGGAAGAUGAUCCCAUGACUAUGUCUCAUGCUUCAUCAUUCUUCGUCCCUGAGCCUCAAUCUCUUGGAGGAUCUGGCGACGCUGCGGCAAGUUCCGAUGAGGAGGACAACGCAUUCGAGGAUCCAGGUGCCGAGCAUCUUAUCACUCUAGUUGGAAACGUCAAGAAUCGGACCGUUUUUAUCGUGGACGACAUGAUUGACAAGGCUGGCUCUUGGAUCGCUGCAGCCGAGACAGUGGUCAAGAAAGGCGGAGCAAAGAAGGUUUAUUGCAUGGCCACGCAUGGUGUUUUUGGCGGCGACAGCCUGGAACAACUGCAAGCAUGCGAGUGCAUCGACCAAAUUGUUGUGACCAACAGCUUUCCAAUUGAUAAGGACAGGGCACGCAGCAUCAGCAAGCUCGUGGUUCUCGACCUCUCAUUCCUACUGGCGGAGGCCAUUCGACGUAACCACUAUGGCGAGGCUCUUUCGCCUCUCUUCCAACAUUAUGGUGAUUAGAUAGGACUGCAUCGCAAUGCUUCCAAUCUCACACAGUCACCCGUUGCUACGCAAUCGUGCCUAGUCUGCCUUGGCAGCUAAGUGCUUAUCGACACUACCAUUUGUGUUUUGAUGAUUACUAUUCAUUUUUAGCGAGGCGUCUGGGGGCAAGGACAUAUCGGUACCCUAUGCUGGACCAUUGAAUCUGAGGAUGAAAAUUCCGACAAAAAAGCAGAGUAGGUGAUGAAUUACGAUUUCAGUUCCUGGUCUUUUGGUUUGGGUUCGUGAUGUGAUGUGAUG
Fusarium oxysporum Fo47 is the source of this 1852-nucleotide messenger RNA. Its product is annotated as ribose phosphate diphosphokinase subunit PRS1. Bases 62 to 1573 code for a protein of 503 amino acids. Gene Ontology annotation, cellular component: cytoplasm; ribose phosphate diphosphokinase complex. Gene Ontology annotation, molecular function: ribose phosphate diphosphokinase activity; magnesium ion binding. The record is from RefSeq and is a predicted model, not a curated record. The transcript has 3 exons. Gene Ontology annotation, biological process: ribonucleoside monophosphate biosynthetic process; 5-phosphoribose 1-diphosphate biosynthetic process; purine nucleotide biosynthetic process. Lineage: Eukaryota; Fungi; Ascomycota; Sordariomycetes; Hypocreales; Nectriaceae.